Molecule: messenger RNA, 4635 nt
Organism: Clarias gariepinus (North African catfish)
Lineage: Eukaryota; Metazoa; Chordata; Actinopteri; Siluriformes; Clariidae
Gene: crb2b
Product: crumbs cell polarity complex component 2b
Exons: 14
Coding region: 103-4485 (1460 amino acids)
Molecular function (GO): calcium ion binding
Source: RefSeq, a predicted model, not a curated record
UUCCCUGUAAUGAAGAAAGUCGGAUGUAUACACUGUGAUGCUGAGGAAACAUUUUUAAGCACUGGAAUUUUUUAAAGUGGAAGUCAGAAGUCUCAAUAGACGAUGGAGUUGGGCCGAUAUUAUUUCAGAAGGUCUAGAUGCCUGCUACUCAUUAUGAUGAUAUUCAUAUGGGGAAUUUUCUACACAGCGAAGGCAGAUAUAUGUUUUUCUUCCCCAUGCCAGAAUGGAGGCACUUGCAUAGAAGCAAUGGGUGACUAUACUUGUUUAUGCCCAAAGGAACCACUUAUUUAUGUGGGUAAAGACUGUGAUCUACUGUAUGAUGCAUGCACACGUGUCAACUGUCCUAACUGCGUUAGCACUUUAGGAAUAGAUAGCUACUUCUGUUCAUGUCCAGUGGGCUUUGGAGGCCCUGAUUGUACUUAUAAAUUGGACCAAUGUAAGAGCAAUCCAUGUACUGGAAUAAAGAACCGAUGUGUGGAUGCAGUUAAUGGAUACUCCUGUCACUGUCCUAAAGGCUACAGUGGUGAAGACUGCCAGACUCUAGCAAUGGACUGCUCUCAUAAUCCCUGCUUUAACAAUGCUACUUGCAUACAGGUGUCACACAGCUAUGAGUGCAAGUGUGGUCAUGGCUUCCAUGAAAACUACUGUGAACAUGACAUUGAUGAAUGCCUGUCCCAACCUUGUCAGAAUGGUGCCAUCUGCUUAGAUGGUUUAGAUGUAUACCAUUGCUUCUGUGUGCCUGGAUUUCAAGGUUACAACUGUGAGAUGGACAUUAAUGAGUGCGCAUCCCAACCCUGUUUGAACAAUGGAAAGUGUACUAAUGGGAAAGACCAUUACAUCUGUGAGUGUCUAAUAGGAUUCACAGGAAUAAACUGCGAAGUCGAGAUCAAUGAGUGUGAGGGGUCUCCAUGUCAGAAUGGUGCUACCUGCCAUGACAAUGUAGGGCUAUACACAUGCGAGUGUGUGUCUGGGUUUGAAGGCAUCAACUGUGAGGUGGAUAUCAAUGAUUGUAUUAGCAUGCCAUGCCUCAACAAUGGCUCAUGCAUUGAUUUGGUAAACAGGUAUAAGUGUGACUGCAGUGGUACAGGGUUUUCUGGGCCAAUCUGUGAGGAGGAGAUUCUUGAAUGUGUGUCUGAACCCUGUCAGUAUGGGGCCACAUGUCAUGAGGGAAUUAAUCAUUACACCUGCCAAUGCUGGCCAGGUUAUAAGGGAAAAAACUGUGAGAUGGAUGUGGAUGAAUGUGAGAGUCAGCCUUGUGAAAAUGGUGGCAAGUGUUUUCAGCGCUCUGACGAGAGACAUUAUGGCGUCUUGGCUCAGCUGAAUACAUCGUUUAGCUAUGAGAAUGCUGCUGGCUUUCUGUGCAACUGCUUGUCUGGCUUUUCAGGUGAAAACUGUUCGAUGAACAUAGAUGACUGUCAAUUUGCACCAUGCUUAAAUGGUGGAACCUGUGAGGAUCUAAUUAAUGCAUAUCAAUGUUAUUGCUGUCCAGGGUUUACGGGUACCAUAUGUGAGGUAAACAUUAAUGAGUGCAUAAGUACACCUUGUCAGAAUGGUGCCUUAUGUGAGGAUGUCAUUAAUAACUAUGUCUGUCACUGCCCUGUAUCGGUACCUGGGCAGCUGCCUUGGGGUGGCCGUAACUGUGACAUUCCUUUGACUGGCUGUGUGGGUGGACCCUGCAACAAUGGAGGCACGUGUGAACCUUACCUACAUGACGGCAACCAUGUUUUUAAGUGCAGGUGUCCUUCUGGCUUCUAUGGCGACAAGUGUAAUAUGCCCACCACUUUCUCAUUUUCUAAACCAGCCUAUGUGGUGGUGGAGAUUCCUUCUAACACAACUUUCAACAGUGAAGCAACCAGUGUUUCACUGCGAUUUAGGACAACUUUACCAGAUGCAUUGCUGUUCUUCGGGGGUAAUGCACAACAUUUCUUUACAUUGGAGUUAAAUGGUGGAAACCUCCUUGUUUCAGCAGAAUCAGGGGAUUUACCACUGGUGAUUAAACUUUAUGGGGAUUUUAACAAUGGAUUAUGGCAUGAAGUGUCUGUUUCUGUAAAUAAUAUGCUGGUUUUGCGGGUUUUAGAUAAUAAUUACACCUAUAUUGAGCAGACAGAACACAGCAAGCAUCUUUUUUCCCCCCUACAUUGUUUGGAGAAAGUCUACAUUGGUGGGAUCCCACAAGAUUAUCUGAAGAAAAGAAAGACAUGGACAAGAUUUGUUGGUUGCAUGGAGGACUUUUUCAUCGGUUCUCAGCUAAUUCUGCCUCAUAACUUCUCAAAAGAGAGUGCCAUUUACAUUCAACUAGGCUGUGAAAAACCUGAAUGGUGCCAUCUAGAUUCUUGUUCUUAUCAAGGCCAGUGUGUAGAUCUUUGGACUAAAUAUAGGUGUGACUGUCAAAGACCAUUUUAUGGAAACACCUGUUCCUAUGAGUACCCUUCAUGGACAUUCAGCCAUGAGCAUAAUAGAAGUUUUGCUGCAUUUUACAUAACUCAGAGCCAUGUUGGCAACAUCAGUCUAUCAUUUCUAUUGCGAACACUGAAGACCAGUGGCCUUAUUCUCCAAUUGUAUCGAGGGAAUCAGGCAUAUUUUUCAGUAUUCCUAAGGAGAGGCACAAUCAGUGUUGCUGUAUAUUCUUUGAUUAGAGAGAGUUCUACAUUCAUCUCAGAUGGAGAGAAGGUGCUUAUCACCAUUGAUAUCCAAGGAGGAUUUUUGUACUUCAAUUUUACGGAAAUACUGUUUAGACCUGGUACUUUUCCUGAGCUUAAAGUGCAGGCAGGAGAUGUGGUGUAUCUAGGUGGACUUCCUGAAGAAGUUGACACUAUACCUUGGGGUGGGCACUUCAAAGGUUGCCUACAGGACGUGCGUCUAGAUGAUACUCAGCUCUACAUGAGCUCAAAUAAAAUGAUCAAAAUACAUGAACAAUCAAGCUAUUUGCCAAAUAUUUCCUAUAAUGUGCUGGAGCACUGUGUCAGUGAUGAAGCAUGUAAGGGGAGACCAUGUCUGAAUGGAGGAAAAUGUAUAAUCAAGUGGAAUGACUUUGUAUGUUUCUGUCCACUAAAUUACACUGGGAAAACAUGUGACAUUCAUGUUUGGUGUGCUAGCAAUCCAUGUGUCAUUGGUAGCCAAUGUAUGGAUCUGCCUGAUGGAUAUGAAUGCUUAGCCAAUGCUACGUUUGAAAACAAUGCUUUGAAGUACAGUGCCAAUGGCUCCUUAUCUGCUCCUGUCACACUGGUUUCUGUUAAAUUGCGCACUCGUACAGAAAACGGCAUACUUCUUCGUUCCUCAAAUGGUCUACAGUUUUUCUACAUGGGCCUUAUGAAUUCCUUCGUACUGCUCAAGAUUCAUACUAGCAAAAGCCAGGAGAUGUUGGCUUUCUACAGCAAGGUGGAGGUUUCAGAUGGAGAAUGGCAUUAUGUGGAUCUUAGGAAGACAGGCUCACUCAAUGCCACAUCUGUUUGGAACCUCACUGUGGAUGGGCAAGUGGCUGGUUUAAGCCAAACAUUUGCUGCCAAUUUAGAUUUCUUUAACCAUUCUACUUUGUGGUUGGCAGAAAAUUUUACUGGCUGUCUUGGUGAAGUCAGGAUAGGGGGGGUGUAUCUGCCAUUGGUGACGGGCAUUCAUGAAGAAGCCCCACAGUUUUCACAGUUUAUCUAUUAUGGUAGCCGAAAAGAGCCACAAAUUGGGUGCAGUGGUGCACCCAUGUGUUCCCAGCAUCCUUGUUUUAAUAAUGGCUCAUGUCGAGAUCUCUUCAACCACUAUAGCUGUGACUGUGCCCCAGGCUGGCAGGGUGAAAACUGCCAGGAUGAUGAUGAUGAGUGCAUCUCUCAGCCUUGCAUCCAUGGGACCUGCAAGAACUUACCUGGGGAAUACCUGUGCCAGUGUAACCAGGGAUACCAGGGGAGGCACUGUGAUGAGGAUGUGGAUGAGUGCCAAGAGCUGCACUGUGAGAACACAGGGACCUGUGUGAACACUAUGGGUGGAUACACUUGCAUCUGUCCACCUGCAUACAGCGGUCCACUCUGCCAAUGGAGCUUUCCUCCACUGCAGUGUGAAGUAGAUGUGCAUUGUACUAAUGGAGGAGUAUGUAUUGAUGGACCUUGGGGGGCGAACUGUACCUGCAGACCUGGAUACAGUGGAGAGAGAUGUGAGCUAGCCAUAGAUGAGUGCAAGUCCAACCCUUGUUAUAAUGGAGCAACCUGCGUGGAUCAUCAGGGUCAUUACCUUUGUGAGUGUUCACCAGGUUUCAGUGGAGAUAACUGUCAAUCACCUAGGCAGCAGCAAGGGGAGAACAUACCCUGGCUAGCAGUGGCGAUCCCACUAAUGUGUUUUGCUGCUUUGCUGGCCAUGAUGGGAUUGGGUUGCAUGAUGCUCACCGCACGAAGAAAACGGCAGUCUGAAGGCACCUAUAGCCCCAGCCAACAAGAAGUGGCAGGAGCUCGUCUCGAGAUGGGCAACAUACUUAAAGUGCCUCCAGAGGAAAGGCUGAUUUAACCAUUAAUUUUAACCUAGACCAGAAAAAAAAUUAACUGCUGAAAUGAUAAACUAAGUAUGUGAUUCCCUUCAUGCCAGGUUGCGUUUGGAAUAAUAUUAGAUUCUGUCUCUCACAGUGGAAAUGCACCUAUGAUGAAAAUUGUAGACCCC